UCAAGGAAAUGAAGAACAACACAAUGGUCAGCCUCAAAAGCUUUUCAUUUCUGGUUUCCGCCAUCCUUGUCAUGUUCCAACCAAGUUUCUCCUCAGGACAAGCCACAGUGAAAGGAGGGUAUUGGUUCUCUGAUGCUGGCCCUGCGGUUUCAGACAUUGAUCCAACCUAUUUCACUCACCUCUUCUGUGCCUUUGCAGACCUUGACACCAACACCAACAAAGUCACCAUUUCUUCCUCCAAUGCACCCUUGUUCUCAACCUUCACCCAAACUCUCCAACAGAAGAACCCUUCAGUGAAAACCCUUCUAUCCAUAGGUGGUGGUGGAGGCCCUUCACUAGCAUCAGCUUUUGCUAAAAUGGCUAGCCAAGCCAGCACCCGAAAAUCCUUCAUAGACUCUUCAAUUCGUGUAGCCAGAAGCAACAACUUCCACGGUCUUGAUCUUGAUUGGGAGUACCCUUCUUCUGACACAGACAAAACCAACUUUGGUUUACUCCUUAAGGAAUGGAGUGAAGCUGUUGCUGAAGAAUCCAACAACACUGGCAACACUACAUUGUUGUUAUCUGCAGCGGUGGCUGGUUCUGAUCAGAUAUCUCCAUUGGAAUAUUACCCAGUUGAAGAAAUUGCAAAUUACUUGGACUGGGCCAACGUGAUGGUCUAUGACCUUUUCACACCAAAUGGGUACCCAACAUUGACACAACCACCUGCACCUUUGGAAAACCCACAAGGCCAAUUCAGUGGAGAUCAAGGGAUCACCAAAUGGAUUCAACUAGGAUUGCCCGCGAACCAUAUUGCACUUGGGUUGCCGUUUUAUGGCUAUUCUUGGCGUUUGGUGAAUGGUAAUGAACAUGGAUUGUUUGCUCCUGCCAAUGGUGCAACUUCUGGUGAUGGGGAUAUUGGGUAUGGAGAUAUUAAGAAAUUCAUAAGCAAUGAGAUGGCACAGACUGUGUAUAACUCCACGUUUGUCACAGAUUAUUGUUAUUCUGGGACAACGUGGAUUGGUUAUGAUGAUACUUCCAGUGUCACUGCAAAGGUCAAUUAUGCUAAAGGAAAAGGGUUGAUCGGAUAUUUUACUUGGCAUAUUGGCGCCGAUGAUGAUUCCUGGACACUUUCUAAAACUGCUUCAAAUGCUUGGGGAUCUUAAAUAUGAGGGGUCAAAGAGUCAGCUCAGAGGCUUAUGCUAUUAUAUAAUAAGGUUACCGAUGUAAUAAAAA
This is a messenger RNA of Abrus precatorius (Indian licorice), 1212 nucleotides long. RefSeq names its product class V chitinase-like. The transcript has 2 exons. Gene Ontology annotation, cellular component: extracellular region. Gene Ontology annotation, molecular function: chitin binding; chitinase activity. NCBI's taxonomy places the organism in Eukaryota, Viridiplantae, Streptophyta, Magnoliopsida, Fabales, Fabaceae. The record is from RefSeq and is a predicted model, not a curated record. Bases 9 to 1142 code for a protein of 377 amino acids. Gene Ontology annotation, biological process: carbohydrate metabolic process; chitin catabolic process.